AUGGUGGUGACGCUGACGUCUCAUCAUGCAACAUCUUACAUCUUCACUAUUGCCACCCUCGGCGCCCUGGUGGUGGCCACGGUGCUCGGCGCAGGAGUAGGAGCAGGAGGAGAAACCCAACUGAGCGGUUCGGGGACGGUGAGUUUCACCAAACUGGGCGCAGCGGUGCGCAACGGAACAAGCACGGCGGCGGUGGCCGCAGAUCGAGCGAAUCGUACCAGCGAGGUACCGGCGAAAGUGCGGCCAGCGUACACCCGAACCGAACUCAAGGUAUCCCGGAGCCUCAACCCGGACAAUGUGCAGAAGCUGAACGUACGCUCCAACAAUGGGCGGAUGGUGCAGAUCAUCGUAAAGAAGCGCACCGGCAUGGACACCUCCACUACACCCGCGGCCGUACCGAUGGUGAAAACCGCACCGGAAACACGGAUCGCCGGUCAGUAUCGGCUUUCGUCGGCCGACUCUGCACCGGAGUCGGUCGAUCUGGUGAAUGCGUUCCUCGAGCAUGUGAACCGUGUCGAGCGGCCGGUGCGUGCCUCGUUCUACGAUGCGGAGGAGCACGAUGGUUCGAUGAAGAACGAUCGCCGCCCGGUCCGGAUCAAGGUGAGCGAUGAGGCCGUCCAGGAGACGCGAGUUCCGCCACCGGUCGUAAUUAGUUCGGAUCCGGUGUACAUGAAGGACAAUAACGGGGGGACAACGAAAGCGGUGAAACGUGGCCGCUCGAUGCAGGAAAUCGGUCCCGAUGGUAUACCGGUGGUGCACGGGAUACGGGUACCGGAUGAUGAGUCCGAUAAGCGGCAGGUAUGGCGUAAUGCGCGCGUUAUCAAUGGUGAGCUGGUACCGUACGAGAAGGGCCAUGUACCGACGAAGCUGGAGAACGGUGGUGACAUCUAUGGGCAGCUGAUCUUCGCGAAGCCUUUGCCGGCGCGUGGUACUCAAUCGGCGGCGUCCGGUGGUGGUGUCCGGCAGCGUAGUAUUGGACCGUUUACGAAGGCCGAUAACUUCCAGCCGAGCGAAAGCUUCAAGCCGGGCUUCGGACCGUUCAGUGUCGAGGAUAAUCUGCACACGGUCGGCUCGAUCGCCAUUAAUGCGGAGGGACCGAGGGUGACGGGCAAUAUUGGGCCGUUUUCGCGGGCGGACAAUUCGCGGCCCAACUCGAAUGCACGGUUGGUGGAGUAUUUGCGGAAGAUCAACGAGGAGGAGCGCCGUAAGCACUAUCCGCAGAUUGUGAGCCGUGCUAACUUUAAGGAGGAUUCGAUUGCAGCUUUAGAGCAACCGAAGAUCCAACGCCGGAUGCUGCAGAACCCGGGCAAUCCGAACUAUCCCGUGUCGCAGCUGUACUCGAUUAAUGAUGCCGCGAGUAAUCAGGAGAAGGAACUGGAGGAUGCUCGUAAGCCAGUGCUACAGUACGCACAUCCGGAGCUGGGUGUACAACCGGCUAAACCCGUCCCACCGGUAGAGCGUAAACCGACGAAGGCCAUGAAGAAGAUUAUGAACGUGCAGCAGCAGCAGCAGCAACAGUCGCCGGAUUACUACAACAAGGCGGUCCACAAUGAUCACUCGCCGUACGCCAUCGAGCCAGCCAUGGGUAGCAAGGACUACUACGAUCCACCACAGCCGCAGCAACUGCAGCACCAUCACCAUCAGCAACAGCAACAGCAACCGGGUCCGAUGAUGAAGAUGCCACGGCAUCCGCAGCCGUACGAGAACUUUAAAGGGCCGUCGACGUACCCGUACAACUAUGGGUACAUCCGGCGCGUCAAGCAUGAGCCUCCCUUUUGGGUCAAGAUCACGGAUCAGAUGCGGGACAGCCUGCAGAAUGGGAUCUCGUCCGUGCAGGAGUUCACCAAGCCGGUGCUCGAACCGAUCGUCGAGGCAGGACAGAAGAUCUCCAAAAACCUGGGAUUUGUACGCAAGUCUGACGAGCCUCAGGAUAAGGUUGGCGUGGUGGUGGCACCAGCUGCAAAUUCAAUUAUACUCCCGGCUCUAGGGCUGAUGGCCGGUGGUGCCGCCCUUGGGCUGGGGGCCGUGGCCGUGGGCCGUUUUUUCGAUAUGGGCCUACUGCGACGCUCGGGAGCCGACUUUUUCCCCAUCGAUCUGGACGAGCUGGAACACAAGCGAGCAUUGGAAGCGAUCGGGCAGCAGGAGCAGGAGCAGGAGCAUGGGACGGAGCCACGCCCGUACUAUACGAUGCUGAUGAAUCCGCACGACGCGCAGACCUCGAACGGUCGCUCGAAGCGUGCGAUCGAGGAGCACAGUCUGCAGGAUGUGGAGCGUAGCUCGGCGAGCUCGUCCCGGGCACGCUUUGAGCAGCAGCUCCGGCAGACGAACUGGAAGAAUCCGGCCUGCGCCAAGCGUACCUUCUGCCAGGUGAUGAUCCAACAGGGAGCGGACGAUGUCGUACUGAUGGAGAAGAAGAUGUAUACAAUGCUGGAUAUGAUGCACCCGGCCCUGGCUGCCACGCUCACCGAUCACCUGUCGGAGGUGACGGACGCAAUCCGGCAGAAUGAUUGCUCCCGGUUCGCUUGCCAAAGCCCCGAUCAUCGUCGCUCCUAA
Molecule: messenger RNA, 2553 nt
Organism: Anopheles darlingi
Lineage: Eukaryota; Metazoa; Arthropoda; Insecta; Diptera; Culicidae
Exons: 4
Coding region: 1-2553 (850 amino acids)
Source: RefSeq, a predicted model, not a curated record